CCGGAACUGUCAGAGUUGAAAGGUCAAAUAAAUAGAGUAGCUGCAUCGUUAGCUUAGUUAGCAGCUAAAUAAAUUUAAAGAAAAUGUCAGCGACGGAGGAAAACACAAGUAUGAUUCUUCCGUGUGUGCUUGUCACUAGCUGUGACUGCGAGUUUAAAAAAGAAAUCUUGAUAAAACAAAUCCUCGGUUCAGAGACUUUGCCUCAGCCAGCUGAGCGAGACGACACGAUAGCCUGGUACCCAUGGACCAUCAAUAACAAAUAUUAUACAGCAGAUGUGCGACUGUGUGCUGUACCAAACACUUAUGCGAUGUCAUCUGAGAUCGCCCAGUCCAUGCAGGCUUUUAUUGCUUACUUUGACAGUAAAGUGAAAGAUGGGCUGGAAAAGCUAAAACCUUGGAUAUCUGUGGUGGAAGACAUCGCUCCAGAGGUGCUCAUACUUGUGUGCGACAGAACUGAUGAAAAUGGCGUCACAAAGCAUGAAGCACAUCAGUGGUGUUUAGCUCAUGCUUUUGAGCUUGUGGAGCUCAAUCCACUGGAAAUACCAGAUGAAGAUGAUGACUUUCCAGAAUCCACAGGCGUAAAGAGAAUUGUCCAGGCUCUCAAUGCUAAUGUAUGGUCCAGUGUGGAGAUGAAGGAUGGGCACAAUCAGGGUUUUGGUCUAAUGAGCAGUUUAGUGGCUUCCAGACAUAACCAACGCCGCUGCCAGGAUCCACCAUCCUCCAGUUUGCCAGCAGAGGGCACACUCCCUGAUGAUGCAGCCAGAGAAAAUAAUACAAAAUGUGACAGAAAGGAGGAGUCAGUAGUGGAUGCAAUGACUGAUUUAGACAUACAGGAGCUUGCCAAUCUCACAGCUGGAGAUGCAGAUGUGGAUAAUUUUGAGCGCCUCUUUACCAAAUUAAAGGAGAUGAAAGAUAAAGCUUCUUCAUUACCUCAUGAGCAGAGAAAAGUUCAUGCAGAGAAGGUGGCAAAAGCAUUUUGGAUGGCCAUUGGUGGUGAUGAAGAUGAAAUAGAUGGAUUAUCUUCAGGGGAGGAAAGUUAAAAUCAGUUGCCUGUAGUUCCGUACUCCUGAUCCUCCUCUUUCCUUCGCUCACACAAGAGUCUGCGCUGGUGGACGUCCUGCUCACGCUUGGAAAGUAGAGAUGCUUACAGAUAUUGUAGGCAUUUUUGUAUUUAGUCCAUUUGGAUUCCUAAAAUAAAAUAAUGCGUUUUUAAAACCUGAUGGAUAUCUUGUUCAGAGAACCCACGAGUGUCUCAGAUACUAAGUCUUCCUCUCUGGGUCUCGUUCUAGCCAGUGAUCCUCAGUACAUGAUGGUGAUGCAGGCGGAUAACUAUUUUGAUGUCAUGUUUGUUUGUAGGUACAGUCAUCAGAUGUUUUUUUUUUAUAUAUAUAUAUAUGUGCCUUAUAUUGAGUUCUAAAAGAUUUAAUUCACAUUUAGAUGAAUCAACAUGAAGUCUUGUAGUUUGUUGUCUGUUUUUAGUGAGUAGUGUAUUUAUUGUGAACACUAUUCCACAA
Messenger RNA from Nematolebias whitei (Rio pearlfish), 1514 nucleotides. RefSeq names its product alpha and gamma adaptin binding protein (gene aagab). The coding region runs from base 84 to 1040 and encodes 318 amino acids. The record is from RefSeq and is a predicted model, not a curated record. The transcript has 10 exons. NCBI's taxonomy places the organism in Eukaryota, Metazoa, Chordata, Actinopteri, Cyprinodontiformes, Rivulidae.